Messenger RNA from Penicillium canescens, 465 nucleotides. RefSeq lists its product as uncharacterized. NCBI's taxonomy places the organism in Eukaryota, Fungi, Ascomycota, Eurotiomycetes, Eurotiales, Aspergillaceae. The record is from RefSeq and is a predicted model, not a curated record. The transcript has 4 exons. Bases 1 to 465 code for a protein of 154 amino acids.
AUGCACCUCACUACCGUCUCUGCCGCCAUUGCAGCUUCCCUGAGCAUGGUUCAGUUCUGUCCUGCUCCUCCAGCUGUUCUGGGGCCUAUCCUGGGUGGCGCGCUUGCCGGUGAAGCAGGCGGAAUUGUGGGCUAUGGUGUGGGAAAGAUUGGCAAAAAGCGCUCUUUUGAGGGCUCAGUCUUCGAGAAGCGUGCUGAUCCGUUUGCGGGUCUCCCCCAGCCAGCUGCUGAUACAUGCAAAGAUCAGCUGAACGGGGUCAAAGUUGAGUUUACUCCCACUGGCCCGGGAGCCUUCCGCAUUGACAAUGCCCCUUCCGCCUGUAUGACACUCUCGAAUGUCAUCUUGGGACAGGACCCUAAUCAGCCUGCGCCCACCCCCCUGGGUUCCGCUGCCCUGGGCUACACUGGUCUUUCUGAUGACGAUAUCAACAAGCUUCAGGCAGCUCUCGAAGGCAAAGGCUACUAG